CUCUCCUAGCGUACGCGUUCGGAUCGUGCUUGUCGUGUGCAGCGGGUAACAUAACAAAAGAAGACAGUUAAAAACUAGCAGCAGAGUGAGUAGCGUGAGUGGUGGCUGUGGCAGUGUACCUCAUACGCCACCUGGCAGAUGCAGGCAGCAGCAAGCGAUCGGAUCAAUAGCGGUGAAGUGUGAAAUAUCGGAAAGCCGAAUGGAAAACGACGCCGGUGCCUGUCUGUGCUGCUCCUAUCGAGGCCAACGGGAGUUUUAAGUGUGUGUGUGGUGGUCUGUGCACCUGUAUUUGUGCAUUGGUUUGUGUGCAUAAGAGUGUUGCGGUUACGUUGCGCUUUUUCCGGCGUACCCGGCAGGCAGGGAUGUGCAUUCGCCUGAGGCACGGUGAAGGAAAAGUGUGUUGUGAUUGUGAGUUUGGUGGUGAAAAAUACUAAGUGUAAUUGAUAAAUGUUGGCCUCCGGUAAUGGAGGUGUAGUUACCCGUGUGGUGGAAAAACGCCCAAUGAAAAACCACCCAGAAUAAUAGUGCUGAAGAACGUGUGUGGAGAGUGUGUGUUUAUUUUUUUAUUUUUUGUUCAUUGUGUGUAAUUUUUUAUUUUUCGACCCGUUCUUUACGUGUUAGAUUGUUGAAGUGAGAGCGAAAGAAGCAACGAGAAGAAGAAGUUUUUUUUAUUGUUUUGGUAUAAUUUUCUGUAAUCUACUACCGGUGGAAUAUUCUCAACGGUUAAGAACUGUGAAGAGUUGCGAGUGUGUGUGUGUGCGUGUAUAUGUUCGUGGCCCAAAUCUGGUGGAGGCCGAAAUAAUUCUCACCCGAAAAGGAAGCAACAACAUCAAACCGGCAAGAUGUCUGCGGGUUUGAUGUCAUGUGUGCGCGAAAAUUCGCCACCGUUGGAUAAUGCACCGGCGGCACAAGUGCAGGACAUUCCGAUUACGAUCACCACACCGGAAACAGCAGCGGCACCUACCAACACCAGCGACACCACCAAACGGAAACGGUUCCAUCCGUUUCGCAACCUACGCCGGAUCUUUCGCCGCCGAACCGUAUCGUCGGCGGACCGUGCCCCGGGACAGCUCGGUGCCAAAGGGCCAACCCACAUCCACUUUGCCACACCCGGCUGUUCGACGACCGAUGCAACGCUUCCACGGACCGGCUUUGGCGUCCCGAUCACGAUCCGCAACGAGUCGGCAGCCGGCGUCGCACCGCCCGGUUCUUCCCAGGUUGGGGCCGGAGCGUACUUCAAGCGCGAAACCUACCGGCUACGGAACUCCGAUGAUCUAGACAAGGAGAUGUCCGAUUAUCAGCGCAGCCUAAGCGAAGGUCGACUGGUGGAUAGUGACAUAAGCCGCGAUGGACUUUCACAAUCACACGAUAGUGUUUUCUCCGAAUCCGCCGGCACAGCUAGCAGCCUAUCGAUCACGCUAAAGAACGAACUAGCGGACGUGCUGCGUAAGCGAAGGAAAGAUCGGCAGGGAGAAGUUUCUGACGAAGAUCUCGGACUGCCCAUGAGUCCCAUCACACCACAGCGCAAAGAUCGUGGAAUGAACAAAAGCGAAGGAUCGCUCAGUAUACUGAGCAUGACCAGCUCGGACAUGGAUGAUGAUCGCUCCGCAUCGAACGCAAGCGGACACAAUUUGCUACACCUGGACUCAUCCACCUCCGGCUCGAUCAGUAUGAACCGAUCAGACAAUAUGGAUGAAAGUGGUGAUUCAUCGAAAUUGAGCCACUCCGCAGCGAAACACAAACUUGCCGUACGACCAAAGAAAAAGGGCCCAACCCGAGCUCGAACUCGCCCAAGAGAGUCAACCCUGUUGCCAGCGACGCCCGAAGUGAACGAGGAAUCGUUGAAGCUUUCCUCCACCAAUAUCGCUUCCAACUUUUCACCUUCGAAGGAAGCAAACGAGAAGGCCCAUUCGUUGCCGUACGGUAUCAUGCCACCUGGUACAUCGACCCCGCUGUCGUCCCAUCCGAUGCCAAGAUCACCCUCCAAAGAAGUCAGCGCGUCGAAGCUUUCGAUCGGUGACGCACCCGCGAGUUCCUCAAUCUACGUCAACAGGAACAUUUCCAAGAGUCACGAGUUUGAGCGCACGUCCGAGCACCAUCUGACGGUGGAGGGAGCGGGAGCUGUUUCAUCGAGAAAGGAAGACGAUGGGUUCUUCAAGCGUAUCCUCAACUAUAGCUUCAAGAAGAAGAAGCACGAGUCGGGCAAGGAAGAGUCCGCGUCGGUAACGGCUUCCCCACGGAAGGAAGACAACACCAGCAGCGUGUACAUUAGCUCGGCUGAACCGGCCCUUACCGAUUGCAUUCCUACGGAGCAGAUUAUGAAGCUGUCGUUGGUAGUGGGCGAGCCAGAGAUGGGAGAGCUUAGCGGGUACAAGAAGAUCAAGUCUGGUCCAGCAGCACGACAGCGUGUCUUUCCGAAAGAUAUCUUCACGGCGGAAGAGCGCGAAGCGAACGCUAGGGAGCAGCAACAGCACACACAGCGCUACUCUUCAAACGUGGAAGUUAACCGACAGUCUGUCGCAUCGUCCGGUAGUGGUCACUCGCUUACAAUCGUUGAAGGAAAGGUACCACUGCACAAGAGCGAGGAGUAUCUCGUCUCCAAGACACGCAAGUUCUCCGAACGCAGUGUUGAUGGCGGCGAGGGUGAUGAUGAGGAAAGUGAUGGCCGACGAUACGUGAGUCACGGCGAGCGACUCAAAAGCCCGAAGGUGUAUGGGUUGAGUUCGUAUCAGCAGAAGCUGGCGAAAAUAUCAAUCUCAGCGCAACCAGCGACUGAGACGAGCAAGGAAAGUCCAAGCAAACGAGCGAAAUCGGUGGAAAAGUCAAAAAGCUUCCGCACGUACACGGACAGUGUGUCGAACCAGCUGCAGGCAGGUGGUCAUCAGGUGCCGAGUUUACCGAACCUGAGCGCAUCGCUGUCGGUGGGCAACUUCAGCAACAACUUCCUCGAGACCGAGCACAAGUUCUUCAGCAUGACGGAGAACAUGAACACCGGGAAGCAGCGUGUGUUUAAGGACUACAUCACCAAUGCGGACGAUGAUGCAGAUUCGCGGCUACUCUCGUCGAGUGCUUCGCUGCAGAAGUUUGAGAUAAAUGAUAACAAUCUGUUGAACCCGCGCGAAGAGUACGUCGACCAUCAGCCGAAAAGUAUUGUACUGACGACAAACACGCUGACACCGCCCGAACCGACCAGCAUCUUGAACAAAUCAAACCAGAACAUUUCGCAGAUCGAGGAGAACAUUGACAAGCUUGUAUCGUCGCAGUUUGUCAGCAUCAUCAGGAGUUCGGACGAGGGUAGCAGCAAUGAGCGGCUAGAUGAAAUCUCCUCCGCCGGUCAGACGGGUGCGAACGUGCCGGAGUUCAUGAAGAUCCAGCUGAACCGUGUCGAAGGUACUGGACGGCCCGCCAAGACGAGCAGCAUCGUUUUGACGGCCUCUCCUACACCAGCUCCACCAACCUCACCCGCCAUUGCUAGUCCCACUGCCAGUGCAGGGCAGUACCAGCCGCCAGACGAUGCCAUAAAGCUGCAGCGACGGUUCAGCAACGAGAAUAUCGAGAUCACCGAAUCCAAACCACCGCUUCCACCAUCGGUGGUGGCAAGGUCCAGCCUGAUACUGGAGGGAGGCGUCCCCAAGAGUCCACCCGCCUUCCGAAAGCAGGGCAGCAAUGCUGGCAGCGUAGGUGCGGGUGAUCUGGCCGGUACGAAGCGCAACUCGAUGAAUCUCUCACAGGACCUGAGCGACGAUCGGAAGGUGAUCCUGCAGCGCCGUACCUCGGUGACGGAGGAAAAGAUCAAGUACGAGCGGCGGAUAUCGUCCUCCUCGGAAGAUAUAAAGUUCGAGAAGAAAAAGUCCACCUCGGAGGAGUUGCUGGAGAAGCGCGGAAGCACGGGCAGCGGCAAUGGGAACUCCAAUUACAAUAGUGGCUCGAGCAGUGGUGACGAGCUGGUGGUACUGCGCAAGAAGUUCGUCGUGGGUGAGAAAGAGGGCAAGGAUAAGGAUGGAACUCCGGAGCUGAUGAAGGUGUUUGCGAGGAGAUCGUUGAAGCUGCGCUCGGACGAUGAUUACAAGGUGACUGAUAGCGGCAAGCCGCUGUCCAGCAUUGACAGCGACAAGGAAAAUCAAUCGAGCGAGGAAAAGUUGGAUAAGGUAGGACUGCAGCCGGUGAAGCAAUCCCAGCAGCAGCAGCAGCAGCAGCAGCAGCCACUCCAACAACCGGAACUUAUCUCAACAAGCCUCGUGCAGGCGGUAUCGGUGGCUCCUUUACAAGCACCUGCCACGAAUGGAUCACUGAAGAAUGGAUGCUCGGGAAGCGAUGCAGUGCCGCUGAAAAAUGGUUCCAGCGAGAAUGGCCAAUUGCCCGCAGCAGGAGAAGCGAUCCUGCGCAAAAGCGUUACCAGCAAACCGUUUGGGGUACCGAACCGGUUCAGCAAUGCCACCAACGGUGGACAACCGCGCAAUGCGACCUCGUUUGUGGAGGUACGUAAAACGCUUCUUCCAAGUGCGACGGUCACAGUGUCCCCGGUGAACAAUAACUUCGUGAAAUCGACAUCCCCGGCUGGCCAGGACGCGUGUGAGAAUCAGUCCACCGUGAGCAACAACAACACCAUCAACACAAACCGCCAUACGAUCGCGUCGUUAAACCAGCUCAACAGCACGAACGGUGUUGGUGGUGGAGUCGGUGCCAUCAACAACAACGCGUCCAACAAUGCCACCACCAUCAUCGAGACGGACGCCGGGAAUGGUGAGAUAAACGAGUUCAAGGGCAUCCUGCAGCGUCGGGCGGAGUGGGAGAAGCGUGCGAAGGAAGGAUUCAAGUAAGAGGCUUUACCCGAAUCGGUGCGUUUGUGUGUGUGCGUCCUCUCAAUCCCCCCACCGAGGUAUAAUCGAGGAACGGGAAGCCUGGGUUCCACAUCAGAAGCAAACGGGAAGACCACGGGAGUUCAGAAUUGUAUGUGUGUGCGUGUUUAGGACCAAAGCUUCUAGGCCGUAGAUAGAAGCCGCUCAUACGCAGAUCACUUAGCCGCGCGUUUGUAGGAUAGAGAUGUCGGGAGGGUUCGUCCAGCUCGUCCCAGUGAUUACAAAAUUUCGCUUAGUAUUUUCAUCGCUUUUUCGCAUAAAGUAAACGAGAAACAAAACAAAAAAACACCACCACCGUACACAUCGUUAGGACCUGAGUCAUUGUGACACACACACAGACACAAACACGUGUAGUACAUAGGGACGCCUUAUUCCGCCGCGUAUGUUGUUUUGUUUGGACUUUGUUGAAUUUGAGAGAUUCCGCGAGUGAUUAUAGUAGCGUGAGAGUGUGCGUAUUUAGGGACGGGUGAUCACCUGUCGGAUGAUGUGCAGAUGGUUCCAAAUUGUGAUAGCAAACAUGUGUAUGUUAAUUAAAGCGUGCGUACAGCAAACCGGAUGUCAAUCGUGACUGUGUGGAAUUGAGCAGUAGGCUUUGAACGAUCCUGUCAGGCGUCUGCGUGUCAGACUGUUUGUGGAUUUUAUUUACAGAGAUUACUAGACAAGCGUUGCAUAGUACCAUAGUAACGCGGAUCGUUCCGUAGAUCGAUACUCAUACCCAGCUGAUGAUGAUUCUACCAACCUGUUCGAGAGAGCUUAUUCCAGUUGUUUUGUUUGAACGGUCGGUAUCUCUUCGACCCAGAUAUCGAACCCCAGAGAUUUAGUUGUCCUCUAUUUUGUGUAUAUAAAUCGUUGAUCUUCCUGACGAAACAGUAUGUGUGGUAAAAAAACAUGGCUGUAGCUUAUCGUUUCUUGAAAAAAAAAAAAAAAUGCACCAUUCGCUAGGUUUAGAAGCGAGGUUAAGUCAAGCAAUUCUGACACAUUUGUCGCCAAUCGCGCCGGCUAGCAGCGGCCGGCUGACAGAGCGUCCCCACUUUUGUUAGUGGAGUUAGUGGUUAAGCAAGAAUUCACAUAUACACCCUACGCACGUUACUACUAUCCUAGAAGGAUCGCAUAUACACAUAUACUCUCGCUUUUACGACGGCUAAUGCUACAGCAAACCCAAAUACCACUAUUACCACCACUAAAACGGAAACAAGUGUUAGUAGAGCGAUAAGUUAGUAUUUAGUAUGCAGAAGAAAAAACAAACAAACAACAAACCAAGCGGACUCGCGUGCUCAAUGAAACCGAAAUCAAAACUAUUUUGUUUCCAAUUGUGGAAAUAGUUGACGGCGCAGAGAGAGAGAGAGAGAGAGAGAGAGGGAGAGGAAAGAUGGAAGUUAUAGAGCGUAGUGAAAGUCGUUAAUUCUUUCCGCCGAGCGAUAUUUUAUAGGUGUGUAACGCGAAAUAGUAAGGAUCGUAUAUUUCUCCGCUCCGUCUUUGUUACUAUUUUUUUACAUUGUUAAGAUGUCUCGCGUGUAUAUGCGCGCGCGUGUGUAGGGAUGUCCACUUCCGGGGCACACACCGGGAAGCGAAACAUAAAUCAAAUCACAUCAACCCCGUUUUUUCGAUAUCGAUGUAUAUGUUUAGCACUAUGAAGAGAAAUAAAUGCAAUUUCCUGAACGUAAAACAAAUGAAAAAAA
This is a messenger RNA of Anopheles stephensi (Asian malaria mosquito), 6538 nucleotides long. RefSeq names its product serine-rich adhesin for platelets. The record is from RefSeq and is a predicted model, not a curated record. NCBI's taxonomy places the organism in Eukaryota, Metazoa, Arthropoda, Insecta, Diptera, Culicidae. Bases 843 to 4820 code for a protein of 1325 amino acids. The transcript has 8 exons.